Messenger RNA from Aspergillus vadensis CBS 113365, 1960 nucleotides. RefSeq lists its product as uncharacterized. The record is from RefSeq and is a predicted model, not a curated record. The coding region runs from base 205 to 1473 and encodes 422 amino acids. The transcript is spliced from 2 exons. NCBI's taxonomy places the organism in Eukaryota, Fungi, Ascomycota, Eurotiomycetes, Eurotiales, Aspergillaceae.
CCGUCUUUUUCUGUCCCCCCUUCUACUAUUGUUUUCUUGUGUACAAGGCGUGGUGAAACAUCUUCCUCUUUCCUCAACAUACUACUGCCGAUCUUGCAGUCAUCUGCUCAGUCUCACUGCUUACGCACGCCGCGCCACACAUCACACCAUACUGUUCAACUGCCACACUGCUUUCCCCGUCACUAUCCGCUACACUCACUCACGAUGGGCUCUCCCGCCAUCGAUGUGGAUGUUUGUCCCAAUCCCCGCACAAAGGAGGAGAACCAGGAACGUGCCUUCAUAGCCGCCUCCCGUCGUAAAGACCGCAGCUUAGAUGCUCGCGUGGAAUCGGCCAACCGGGCCUCCAGCCUGCACAAGCAGCGGACCGGCAAGGCUCUCCUCAUCAGUCGGGAAAUUGUUGAACGAGAGGCCAUGUACGAAGAGGUUGAUGACCGCUACCAAGAGAAAAUUAACCGUAUGCUGCACGCUCAGUCGAUGCAGCUGCAAACCGAGUUCAACCGCAAUCUCAUGGCGGCUUUCGCCAACCGUCCUAGUGCUCUGCACCAGCGUCGGGCCAGCUCCCACCUCAACCUGUGGGUGUCUCUCAACGGCAUCCGCAAGAUGAGUCUGGACUUGUCUGGGCUUCGUGCCUCCGUCUCCGACGGUAUGAACACCGGGCCAAUGACUAGCCCGUUGGCACCACACCAGGGUAGCUAUGUGCUUUCCCCCACAUACGACGGAAAUUCCCAGUCGCCGUCGUAUCCCAGCGUCGUCCCCGCGUCGUCGGGCCAACUACCAUCCUACCUCACCCAGACCGCGGGCGGACCCACCUGGCCGGCGCAGCUCAACGGGCCGCAGCCCAUGCGAUCGCCUUGGACAGGAGGGUUCGUGUCGCCGGUGCAGCAGGUCCCGGCCACUACGAUGGGCGAAAUGGGCGCCAUGCCGGUUCGUCAGUUCCGGGACCGCAUGGGUUCGGCGCCGGUCAUUCCCGUUCAUGCGAUGCCUUCCCCCUUGCUUGCAACUCCCGCGGCGUCUAGCAAUGGCAGUGCUACGGUGCCUCCCACAACAACAACGUCCUCAUCCUCAUCAGCGUCGGCCGGUCCUCGACCGGCCCACCCGAUGUACCAGCACACUCGAGUCCGGUCGGAGCCUGGCCAAGCUCUGCGGACGCAAAGCUUGGCCAACCUGUCUCAGCUCAAUUCUCCACCAGGCAUGCCGAUGGAUUCCACAGAGCCAGUGCCGACACCAGACUUGUGUCCGACGCCCAGCACACCACAGUCCCCCACAUCGACGGGGCAGGACCCGGGUCUUUGGGGGCUAGACCUGAACAAGGACGAGGGGGUGAUGGCAUACGCACAGGAGCACCAUAUGGAUCCUGACUAUGAAGAUUUCAGCCAAUUCGCAUUUGGGCUGGGCAGUGGUCCCCAACUACCGGAAUCAGAAACGGCGUUUGAUGAAUUUUUUACCAUGGAGGAUUUUCCCGUUAGUGCAUGAGUACCCUAUACGUUGAGUGAUUCCUUAGCUCUACACUAUGUUUUAGUAUUGAUUUUUUUUUCUUUUUUUUUGUUCGUCUGUUUAUUAUUGUUACUACUACUACUACUACUUCCUUUGGGCGGGGACUUGCUGGCUUGGUUGGUGUCGUGUGUACGAGGGGAGACAAUACCCGGGAGAGCGGCGUUGACCAGGUGAUCCAUAGCGAAUGCUAUACCUUUGCUUAACUUGACAUUAUCUUGGGUUGGUAGAAAUUCAGCCAUCUUCGUAACUUCACCCUCCUCCAAACCCCAACAAACAAGCUUCAGGGCCAGUAAAGUGGAUCUCACCGUCCUGAGCUAUCUAGCUAGACCGGGUGAAGCUCCCCAAGCUCCAGGGAACCUGGUGGGUGGAGAAUUUGGAGAUGAGGUUACAUUUCCGCAAACAGCGAACACGAAUGCAUCGAUUUUCUUCAACAUAGACCAAGAAGGACCCGUUCGACCACCUGGAC